GCCAUCUUUGUAAACAAGAUGGGACGAAACCUGUAGUGAAUUACCUUGACUGACUGUCUCUUAACUGCCUGAGUGUGUGUUUGUGUGUGUGUGUAUGUAUGUGUGUGUCACCGACGUAUAUGUCACAAUAGUUAUCUACACACGUGUUGUAAGAUGUGUUAAGUGGACAGUAGGUGGAACAGUCACACUCCGGAGGCUGACAGUGACAUGGCAGAGAAGUGGGAUGACAGCGCGAAUGAUUCGCCAGAGGUCGUAUAUGAGGGUUUUUCUCCGCCACCUAAUCACCCCCAGGGUAUUAUCAACACUGCAGGCAGCUCCUUUGUUGCAGCUGAUGUUAAUGAAGAUGGUUCAAUUGGAGGUUCUGCAGCUGCCUUUCUGCAAGGAGCAAAUAUGGUUGAAAAUCAGGGGGAGGGAUCGCAUCAUGAAGAAAUUGAAAGAAACCGUUUAUGUUUUGUGUGCUGUAACCCCGUGUCGGACAAAAAUUACGAGUCAAUUAAGGCCUCCAUGAACCACUCGCAUGCCCCACUGUUGGUGCUACUGACUGACGUCCUGGGUUACAAACUGGAAGAUGGGCGACUUCAUUCACAGGUUGUUUGUAAGGCGUGCUAUCACCUGUUGGAUAUUAUUGAUGAGCUGCAGCAGACUCUCACUGAAUCAAAAACUGAUGUCCGCACCAAGUUUUUGGAGACCAUCCAGAAAUUGAAGCUGAAAUAUCCAAGAACGGAUAAGAUGCUGAAGCCACGAUGCCUUCGGUGUAUUCAGAUGUCACAAACCACUGCCCGGAAACGAGGAAGAGGUAGAGGUUGGAAAGGUCGAGCCGAUGACGUUGGUCGUGGCAGGGGACGCGGUCGAGGGAGGGGUAGAACAGCACCACGAUCUGAAGAUGGACAUGAUAUCUGCAGCGACAAUGAUGGCGAGGGCCAGGGAGUUACUGGAGAAGAGAUUAUCAAAGAUGCACUACCAUCAAAGUCACAUCAGCCUCGUUCAUACCAGCUUGAUACCAAGAUAAAUAAUAUUCCUCAAAUGAGAGUAAUGAACAGAAGCCCCCACUCUGUUGUGGAAACUGAUGUGUGUAGAAAAUCUUGUGUUGACUUUGGAAAAACUCAUAGUAACUUUUCGUGUGAUAAAAAAGACAAAGAGCCAAAAUGUGGUGCCCCGGAGAACUGUCAAUCUGUGUACAAUCAAUUUUCUUCAUACUUGAUGGAGGCAGCAGAUGAGAACCACACACACACCCAUUGUACUGAUUGUUCUUAUCUUGAGUGUAGUCUUUGUAGAGAAAGUCAGUCUGGAGUGUUCUAUCUGCAUUGUGAAACUUGCCUGACUUGCUAUGGAAUAUUUGUUCCUUGGGGUUGUGAUUCUAACUUAGAAUUUAUUGAUGACAAAUGCUAUGUGUGGGAUCUGAAAGUUCAAAAUCAUCUUGGCAAAGGAAAAAUGCAUAUUGUGAAUCAAGGUUUAAAGUAUGCCAAGGUUAGUGUUGAGAAUGAAAUACUCAUUGAUAAGUGUCAUAGUGAGGAUGAUGAGAAGAGAGUUGAGGCAUAUUCUGAGGACACACAAACUCGGGAGGCCAAGACUGUCAGUAAAAGUAUUAAUGAUAUGUCUCAUAAUUUAGUAACCUUUGAAAGUAUUCCAAUAGCUGGUGAUGUGCUCACACACAUUAAAGAUGAAAUUUGUAAUAAAACUACUAGCACAGAUAUACUUAGUGGAAUUACAAGUGUUGAAAGUCUUAUAUGUGAACAAAAUGAAAAGGCAGAAAUUUGUUUGCAGAGGAACAUUUUUGUAGGAAAAAUAGAUGGUGAAUGUAGAGACGUUGAUCAUUCCUUUUUCAAAAGUGACUCGAGCUCUUUCAUGAUAGAUGGUAAAAAGCCAGUACAUUUAGAUUUUGAAGAAAAAGCCGGCAACAGAAUGCCAAAGAAUGACUUCCUCCAGUUGCCACCAGUAUCUGAUACAUCAUCUAGGACACAGGAUUCAGAUAAUACACUGUCAAGCAGUGAGAGUGUCACUGGCUCAACAUGUAAGGAUGAUGUGCACACUUCCUUGGAGGAGUCGUACAUAGUCGUCGGGGAAACUCUCCUCCUGGACCAGGACUCGACUGGAUCCACAACAAGAACGUCUGUCUCUGAAUGUCUGUAUUAUAAGAAGAAUGAAGGGAAGAAGCAACUAAGCACCAGAGAAACCUCAGAGAUCCCAAAAGAGACAGAUAUGUUCUCAGAGCCUCUUAAAGUCAGUAGUAAGUAUCAUGAUCUCCAGGACUCCUCAGAGGAAUCAAGCACAACACAGGACAGGAAGACAUUAGCCAACUUAUUCUCAGAAAUUUCAAGCCAUCCUUCAUUAGGGAAACGGAAAAGACGACUCACGGCAAAGGCAAAAGAAAUCAUAGCAGAUGAGGUGGAUCCUCUUGCCGUAGACAGAAAGACCAGGAAAAAUUUGGGGAUAAUUAAAAGAGCAGAGGUGGAUCAUUUUGAAGGAAACACGAGAAACUUGGAUAAAGAUGGAGUUCAGGGUUGCAAAUAUAUAUGUGAAUACUGUGGUAAAAGAUUCAAUUCGGCUGGAGGUUUCCGGUAUCAUAUGGACAGUCACGAGAUUGGUAAGGCUAAAGUUUUUUCUUGUAACUGUUGUAAUUAUACCACUCGUCGACAAGCAGAUCUGAGGAAACAUAAUGUGAUUCACACUGGUGAAAGGCAUUAUAAAUGUGACAUUUGUAAUCAAGAGUUCACUGUCAAUAGUUCAUACAAGAGACACCUAAGGAUUCACAGUGGAGAAAAGCCUUAUAAAUGCACUACAUGUGGUAAGGAUUUUCGAAAUGGUGGAACACUGAAACAGCAUAUGGUGAAGCACACUGGAGCCAAGAACUUUGUUUGUGAAGUUUGUGGUAACAGUUUCAGUUUAAGGCAUCAUUAUACAGCUCAUCAUAAGUUGCACACUGGCGAAAUGCCAUUCAAGUGUGUGUACUGUGGGACUGCCUUUCGUAACCACAGUGCCUUGAGACACCACCGCAAGAAAAAUCAUCCAAAAGAGGAAGCCAACAGACUGAGACAGAUCAAACUAAAGAGGACAAUAGUUAGAGAGGAACUUGGAGUGCAGACGUCUCCUAGAGUCGUUCAUGAUUCUUUAGAUGUGUUGGAGCAGGCCAUGGCUGCCACUGUUGAUCCUGUCAGUUAUGAAUAUGUGGACUCGUACACUCAGACAUUACCACAUGUUGACAGCCAGCCCAUUCCUGUGGUCUCAGAAAUCAUUACAGAUAAAUUCUCCAGCAACGAUUCUGUGGUUUUUGCUAUUACUCACAUAGAUGAGGGGGAAAUUAAGAAAGAAACUGAGAGGAAUAAUAACCAAGUGGUUUUAGAAGGUGACAUGUCAGCAAUAGACAUAGAGGAGCCAAGUGCAGCUGUUGUGAGUGUAGGGGAGUCUGAAGACCAACAAAAACUACAUCAGAACAUUAAAAUUUAUCCUGGUGCAUUCUGCCCAGAGGAUACUGUAAAUGUACCACAGGAAUUUGUGGUAUUAAAGAGCGAGGAACAGCCGUCAGAAACUUUAAAAUCAAAUAAUGUUGAAGUGGUGGGUGGUGGCAGCAGGAGUAGAGGCUCACACAUGUAUAUAAUGUUAUCAGAUGCACAAGUACAAGACCCUCGCUUGUAUAUUGUAGUCGAGAGUGACAGUGAAGCUCCUAACUAAUGUGUACUGUUCUGUAGUUGAUGUUGGCAGCAGCUAAGUUCAUCUUUCUCUCUUAACAUGUACAAGUACUCAUCUCAGAGAUUAUAUUCUAGGUACUUUGACACUCUGAAGGUAGUUGCUAACUUGUAGUAAAGUGGCCAGGCAGGUAUUGGUGGGUAGGCCACUUGGAGACAGACUCGUUCCAGCAGCUUAGUGUCAAAAGAAAUGUACUGUAUUGGGCUAGUGUCCGACUGUACUGACACCUAAUUUAUAUAGACAGGUUCUGUGUAUUGGUUAUGUGGUUUCUCAUUGUACUAAUUAUUGGAAUUUUUAAAUUAUGUAUGAAAUUUUUAAAGCAACACUGCAUUUGUGACUUAGAAGAUAUGGCAUUAAAGAAAA
Messenger RNA from Homarus americanus (American lobster), 4047 nucleotides. RefSeq lists its product as uncharacterized. Lineage: Eukaryota; Metazoa; Arthropoda; Malacostraca; Decapoda; Nephropidae. The transcript has 6 exons. The coding region runs from base 208 to 3669 and encodes 1153 amino acids. The record is from RefSeq and is a predicted model, not a curated record.